AUGAUGAUGCGGGCACUGGUGGCGUCCAGCGUCCUCGUGCUUCUGGGCUGGGCUGUGACGGCCAGUGAGGAUGAUGAUGUGCCGGUUAUUGCCGUGGGUGAGGAUGGGGCGUUGUUGAUCAAUGCGAGCAAUCGUGUGGUGGUCAAUGGUGUGGAUGUGCUGGCCGUGCUCACGGCGAUGGCGAUUGAUUUGAACCCGCGGCGUGUGAUGGCCCCUGUGGAGAGUCACGCGAUUACCGCCAACGCCGGGUCGGCGCGUUCGGUGUAUGCGGCAGAUCUGGACAACGACGGACAUAUCGACGUCCUCAGUGCCAGCGUGUCGGACAGCAAGAUUGCCUGGUAUCGCAACAAUGGCAACGGCACCUUCUCUACUCAGAACAUCAUCACCCGAAGCGCCGUUUCUGCCUUUUCGGUGUUUGCGGCCGACCUCGACCGUGACGGUGAUACUGACGUUCUCAGCGCCAGCUUCACCGAUGACAAGAUUGCGUGGUAUCGCAACCGUGGUGAUGGCACGUUUUCCGCACAGAUCACCAUCAGUGCAGAGGCCGAUGGUGCGUCCUCGGUGUACGCGGCGGACCUGGACGAAGAUGGCGACUUUGACAUUCUCAGCGCCAGCCACAAGGACGACAAGAUUGCGUGGUACCGCAACAACGGCGAUGGCAACUUUUCCGCACCGAUUAACAUCACCACAAACGCCGAUGGUGCCUACUCGGUUUAUGCGGCAGACCUGGACAACGACGGUGACAUGGAUGUUCUCAGCGCCAGCUACAACGACGACAAGAUUGCGUGGUAUCGCAACAAUGGCGACGGCAACUUUUCCGCACCGAUUAACAUCACCACGGACGACAAGGGUGCGUCUUCAGUGUAUGCGGCGGACCUGGACAACGACGGCGACAUGGACGUGCUCAGCGCCAGUGUUCAUGACGACAAGAUUGCGUGGUACCGCAAUCAUGGUAAUGGCACCUUUUCCGCGCCAAACGUUGUCACCACAGACGCCCUCUACGCGCGCUCAGUGUAUGCCGCAGACCUGGACAAGGAUGGCAACCUGGACAUUCUCAGUGCCAGUAUUGAUGACGACAAGAUUGCCUGGUACCGCAAUCAUGGUAACGGCACCUUUUCCUCGCAGAUGAGCAUCACCACGGACGUCGGCGGUGCGUACUCGGUGUUUGCGGCGGACCUAGACAACGACGGCAACCUCGACGUUCUCAGUGCCGGCUCGCAUGAUGGCAAGAUUACGUGGUGGCACAGCUUGAAUCGAAAUACUUUUCCCAACGAACAACGCACGCCUCACUCUCACUCGACGCUCACACAGAGCAUAAGCGAGAGCAAGAGCGAGAACGAGAUUCCACAGUCAAAAAAAAAAGCACAUUAUCAGCAUUGUGACAUUAAAUUUUUUUUCAUACAUCCGAUAAAAUCUCUCUCUCAAACCGACCAAACCAAUUCAUCUCUCUUCUCUCUCCCUCUGUCUCUGUCUCUGUCUUGGUCUCUGUCUCUGUCUCUGUCUCUCUCUCUGUCUCUCUCUCUGUCUCUCUCUCUGUCUCUCUCUCUGUCUCUCUCUCUGUCUCUCUCUCUGUCUCUCUCUCUGUCUCUCUCGCUCUCUCUCUUUCUCUCUCUCUGUCUCUCACCAAAUCAAUUCAUCUCUCUCUCUCUCUCUCUCCCUCUCUGUCUCUCUCUCUGUCUCUCUCUCUGUCUCUCUCUCGCUCUCUCUCUUUCUCUCUCUCUUUCUCUCUCUCUGUCUCUCACCAAAUCAAUUCAUCUCUCUCUCUCUCUUCUCUCUCUCUUCUCUCUCCCUCUCUCUCUUCUCUUUCUCUCUCUCUGUCUCUGUCUCUCUCUCUCUCUCUCUCUCUCUCUUCUCUCUCUUUUCAAUCUCUCUCUCUCUGAAUGA
Monosiga brevicollis MX1 is the source of this 1884-nucleotide messenger RNA. RefSeq lists its product as uncharacterized. The transcript has 3 exons. NCBI's taxonomy places the organism in Eukaryota, Choanoflagellata, Craspedida, Salpingoecidae. The record is from RefSeq and is a predicted model, not a curated record. Bases 1 to 1884 code for a protein of 627 amino acids.